This is a messenger RNA of Colletotrichum aenigma, 750 nucleotides long. RefSeq lists its product as uncharacterized. Bases 1 to 750 code for a protein of 249 amino acids. The record is from RefSeq and is a predicted model, not a curated record. Lineage: Eukaryota; Fungi; Ascomycota; Sordariomycetes; Glomerellales; Glomerellaceae. The transcript is spliced from 2 exons.
AUGGACAGGCUCCCCGCGGAGAUCGUCGACCUCAUCUUCCGGAACAUCGCUAGCCCUGGAACCGGCCUGCGUCACAUCGCCCCGUUCCUCCGAUGUGGUCGACGAUGGUUCGAACACGCCGUCCCCUUCGUCUGGAAGAAUGGCAACACCAUCACGAGACUGGAAGUCAGCCAGUGGCAUGUCGAGUCCGCCCUCCCGGACUUCGUAUCAUUGCUGACGAAUCUCUCCCAACUCCGCGUCGACCAUCUGGCAUACCAUCACGACGAAGUCUCAGUUGUGCAGCCAGCGUGGGACAAGCUGACGUCCGCCAGCAUGUUCCGAAACCUGACGUACGGAUGUGACGAGUCUGCGAUAAUCAUACACGCCCUGUCCGACUGCCCAGAGCUGAGCAGGCUGCGCAUUACUAUAGAGCCGGCCAUCUCGAGCCUUCUGAGUCCCCUACCCCCAAACCACGCGGAUUGGUACAAGCGCCGAGGUCAACCCUUCAGAUCUCUCACCAAGCUCGACAUCAGACCAAUGAGAGAGUGCACCUCCCUGUAUCAAGAGCUCGCAACCAUGUCAGCCCUGAACUCGCUCACCGUACGGUUCAGGCCAGCCAUCAUCUCGCCCGCAAUCCUCACGUACCUGUCGAGAAUGACGCAGCUGCAGGAGCUCCGCCUGAUUGGAACGUCUCGCGGUGGACGGAUGGGGCUCUGGAGCCGUGGGACGUUCCCCCCCAACAACGCUUCGGAUGCGAUCAGAGAGGGAUGA